AUGAUGACCACUGAGCGGAUCCAGUCACGCCAACUCCCAGAAGAGAGACUGGACAAGCGAGACACAUGCAGCAACCACUUGGAUGAUAUUUCGGAGCAGUUCAUUAUGAGUUGUGAUAUUAAAAAGAAGUCAAGGAAAGGAAAAACCAUUCAGGGAACCCCAAACCCUGACUUGGAGCAAAAAAAGCCAAGGAGAAAAGAUGCUUCUGCACUACACAUUCCUACUUUUAUGACAGGUGUUCUUUCUGAGCAUUUAACAAAAAGAUGCGACAUCAAUGAGAACCCACCAAAGGGCAAACUGAGUCCAGCUCUUCGUAACAGUGACCUGGAGCAGAAAAAGCCAAGGAGAAAGGACACACCUGCUCUCCACAUGUCACCUUUUGCAGCAGAACCAGCCAUCCAUGACACCAGCCUUCCCCACGUUGUACUGUGA
Molecule: messenger RNA, 432 nt
Organism: Trichosurus vulpecula (common brushtail)
Lineage: Eukaryota; Metazoa; Chordata; Mammalia; Diprotodontia; Phalangeridae
Gene: PPP1R17
Product: protein phosphatase 1 regulatory subunit 17
Exons: 4
Coding region: 1-432 (143 amino acids)
Biological process (GO): regulation of phosphatase activity
Molecular function (GO): protein phosphatase inhibitor activity
Source: RefSeq, a predicted model, not a curated record